AAAGCCUAGACAAUGACUCUUGCUUGCGAUUGGCUUUGGAGGGGCCCUUCUUUGGUUGAGAUUGGCAGCCUGCAGAGAGGAGGCCAAAGGCAGAAGGGGAGCCCCUGCCAGGUGACUAGCAGGACAGCACUUGGUCCUUUCAUCUGGAAACUGUUUCCUGUUGCUGAUAAGCUUGAGUUCCCUCCUCCCUCACUCCCAUCCCCUUUAGGAAACUAUCCAAAGAACACCAUGUGUCUGCUUUGCCACCUUAGCAGGCACCUCCUCACCCUCCCAGCAAGAGAGCUGAGACAGGACCAGAGAUAGCUCAGGGACGGGGUGGAGUGGAGUGGAGGGUUGAAGCAAGCCCUUAGCAAGAGCUUCCAUUUGGAAAAGGCAGGACUUCUGAAUUUAACUGAGGCUCCUUUAAGUACUUCAACCCACACACCAUUUGGCUUGUUCUUCAAAGGAAGAGACUGGGGGGACAGACUCCUGGGGAUCUCCAAUUGAGUUUGACCAGGAUGCACCUUUAACCGUUCAGGUGAUUCUCGUUUUCUGACAUGUAUGUAGAAAGCUGAGUUGGAAGCUCAAGAGUUGGGUGGCUUCAAGCUCAGACUUCUAAGAGCCAUCAGGUAGAGCAAGAGGAACUUCUUGAUCACCAAGAAACUCAUAUCAACAACCUGCGUAGGAUAGGCAGUGAGUGAGGUCACAGAGAGAGGACUAAAUUUCACUUCCUUCUGUGAGACAGGUUACGCCAGUCGCAGGUUCAGCGCUGGCAGGGAUGGUAGGCUGUGGGGACAAGGAUUAGAGGUCAUGGAGACUAGUGAGUAGGCUGAGCUGAGGGGAGGCUGCAGCUACCCUACAGGCCAGCCUGUGGUGGGCAGACAGCUCUACUGUGUUAGCUGGGAGGGCAGCUGCGCUGACUAACUUGGGUCUUUAUCCCCUCUCCCAGGACACAGUCCUACCACAGGGCAGAGCCUGUUUGUUGUGUUGAGCAAGCAGGGGGUGGAGACUAGAGUAGAUGGGUGGAAAGGCGGGGCUUAGCAGGUUUGGAGGGAACCUGGCUGUCCUAGGAUUACUGGCUUUUGUUUUUGCUGCAGAGUUUGGAGCUCAGCUCAGACUGAAUUGAGAGCUUGGAGGUUACUCCUUAGGGUAGUGAUGAUGAUGAUGUGUGUGUGUGUGUUGUUAUAUUUGCAUAUAUAAGCCAGUCACCACCCUCUUCUGCCCUCCCACCUCCAGCCACUUGCAGAGGCUAGUCUUGUUUACAUUUUCCCAGGUACUCUGCCUGCUUCUAGCAGAUCCUACCCCUGCUAUGGCUCAUAAGCCUCAGAGUCUAGCUUUGUGACUGGCCUAGGCCUGGGUCAGAAGAGAUAGGGCGAGGAUGUCUGGGUCAGAGGAGGGGAGAUGGAGCCACCUCAGUGUGUGGAGGAGCUGGAGGAUGAUGUGUUCCAGCCAGAGGACGGGGAGCCAGGGACCCAGCCUGGGAGCGUGCUCUCUGCUGACCUGUUUGCCCAGAGCCAGCUGGACUGCCCCCUCAGCCGCCUUCAGCUCUUCCCUCUCACCCAUUGCUGUGGCCCCGGGCUUCGACCCACCAGCCAGGAAGACAAGGCCACCCAGACCCUCAGCCCAGCCUCCCCAAGCCAGGGUGUCAUGCUGCCUUGUGGGGUGACCGAGGAACCCCAACGACUCUUUUAUGGCAAUGCUGGCUACCGGCUUCCUCUCCCUGCCAGUUUUCCUGCAGGCUUGGCUCUUGGGGAACAGCCCCCUGAAGGGCAGUGGCAACAUCGAGCUGAGGUACAGAUUGCCCGAAAGCUUCAGUGCAUUGCAGAUCAGUUCCACCGGCUUCAUGUGCAGCAACUCACACCGACCCUUCACCAUCAUUCUCUAGCACCAGCAGAACCGAAAUCGCGCAUGGUGGCAGAUCCUCCUCUUCCUGCACAACCUUGCUUUGAAUGGAGAAGAGAACAGGAACGGGGCAGGUCCCAGGUGAGGCUGGCCUGCCCUCUUCACAUGAGGCCCCAGGAACACGAUGAUCUGGAACAGGAAGGACAUCAGGGAGGACUGACGCUGUGUCUUGUGAAGUUGUUUUUCAUUGUUGUUCUGUGUUUUCAUUUUUUAAGUUUCUCUCUGUGUGUACAUAUGACAUACCCAAGUGGGAUCUUCUGCCCCUGUUCAAGGACCUGACCAGGAAUGGGGGCCUUUGUCAAACACUGCUGAAGGAGAGGCUGAUAUGUCUAUGAUGGUGGGACUCCCCAGGGCUCGGACAAAUAGAUUCUUCAGCCAGCAGUUGUUGAAGCUGACCAGCUAGUGAUGUUCUUCGAGAGUGGACAGUAGUCUUUUAAUAGGAACUUGGUAGAGAAUUAAGAGAUUGGAUUAGACUCCCAGUUCCACCAGAUCUAUCAGCUUUCCACUGUGGAUGGGGGCGUGAUCCUGACUGGAGCACUGCUUUAGCCCCCAAGGCCUUGGCCAGCCAGCUCCACGCCUGGACUCCUGCCUGCCCAGCCAGUGCCUGGCCCCAGGGCUCAGGGAUUCUUGCCCAGUCCCUGUCACCUCCAGCAGACCUCAGGGAGGGUUGGGUUUCUCUAAGGACUCUUCAGAUAUGCCACAAAAUGAACCAAACUUCUGGGUAGGCCUCAAAUUUGACUGACUUUCGCUUGGAGGCUCCAGGAUUGGUCGUGAGUUGCAGAACCACUGCCACCUGUCGUGCCUGGGACCAGUCGGCUGCGUGUCAAUCAUGGAUGAGCCAAAUAACCAAUCAGUGUGCUGAAGCCACCAGCUCGUGCCUUUGUCAGCUCUUCUAAAGACCCAGCCAAAGACUGCAUCCCGUCCCCACCAGCAGCACUGCAAGGUCUAGAGGGGAAGGUUUGGAAAUGUGACAGCCAUCCCACUGAGAAGAGGCAGCCCUAGAGGACUCCAGACCCCUUGGUUUCCUUGGAAACAACAUACCUCCUCCCCCUUAGCCCCAUUCCUUUUUUCGUACCUGGUGGGAUACCGGAAGAAGCCAGGACAGUGGUUUUGUCAGCCGAAAAGUCACUUUGAGAAUAACAGACACGGAUUAGAGUGUGGAACUGUCAAAGCUGGGUACACAUUUCCUGUCUUCCUUCAGCUUCCAGCAGGCAGAGGGCACGCUCUGGAACUCAGCAGGAUCGCAGCCACCUCUGAACUACUUCCCUUCUGUCCCUGCUGUGGCACUAAUGGAGGGAAUUUAAGGCAGCUGGUCUAGCAGCUCUGAACGCAGACACAGGGAAUCUGUUAACCAGACACCUAGAAAUUAAAUGAUGAUUUUUGCAUAUAUAAGAAAAGACAACAUUGGUGCUAAAGGUGAAACAGUGGCUUUCCUGGGCAAAGAAGAGCCUGGGGCUACCAAGGAAAUGGGAGGAAGAGAUUAAAAUCUGAAGAAGUCCAAACUUGUCCAUUUCUGCAGAGAGGAGGUCUGCAGUUCUGUUGAAGGAGACAUUGAUCUUCUGGAUGUGCAGGCCGUUGGCUGCAGAAGGGCACCCGCAGAGGGAGCGCAUGGCGGCUCAAGUCCAGCCUGUGCUCCGCUCGCCCAGCUGUGUGCUCUGAUGCGGGGCUGCACCUGUCCAGAGGAAAGGGUGCCUUUCCUGGUUUGCACAAAGGUGCCACGUGGGCUCACGGUGUCCUCAAGGAAGAGGACUUCAAACUGUGUGCCUCCAUUUUCGUUUGGUUCUGCUUAGCUGUUCUGAAGAUAUUACCUCUUCUUGGCCAGAAUUUUAUUCUCAGGGUGUGUACCAUGGUUUGUCUGCUUAGAAGAUGGGGUCCUGCUUACAAGGAGGAGCAGGCGUGGAGGCUGGCUCUGUACACGCGGACCACUGUGAGAUCCCUGCGUGUCUUCAUACCGUUUAUGUUACAUGUAGGACAGAUACUGUUCUCCUCUCUGCUGGAUCAAGGCUGUGACUGGUGAACGCUGGUGUGUGCGUGAGAGGCGCACCCGGGAAAGCCGGGAUUAUUCAUACCAGCCAUUUCCAGCCCCUCUUGGCAGACUUUCCACCUGAGCUGAGUGAGGGAGAAAAUAGGCUAGACCUUUGUGUUGAGGCAAAGCCAUCAGCCUCAGAAACCUUGCCAGGCCCAGGCUGGAUGCCCUGUGGCCUGUUCCGAGAAGGGGGGGGGCAGAGUUUGACAAGCCCACCUGUGCAUCGAGCCUAGGGUUAGAUGGAAGGUUAUUUGAUUGCACCGUCUGCAUUUUAUACAAAGCCAGGAGCUAAGGAGACAGGGCAAACGUUAACCCUCUUCCAUCUCUCCCCUCCUUCCCCCCAACAAACCAACUGGGAAGUAACUGGUAGAGUAGCCCCAGGAGGGAGGGGGAGAGGGUCCUCCUGGCUGGCUGUUUUGAAUUGGCCUAAUGAUCUAGACUGGCCCCUUCCCCCUCUGCCUGAUGAGUUGGUCUAAACAUUCCUCAAGUCUAGCCUCCGGAGACAUGCCCCCCACCCCACCCCUUGGGCUCCCAGCCCCCACCCCAGGAGCCUGGCUGUCUCUGAUGAGGGGGUAGAGAAUCAGAUUUAGCAGGAGGGAGAGUCUGACCUGGGCCCUGACCUGUAACCAGCUGAAGACCAGGGGGGCUUUUGUGACUUGCUGAGAGUGGGGGUUGGGAGAGGGGCUGGAAACCUCCCCCCUCCUUGUAGAAAUGCCCUGGAGGAAGGGGAGCCUGAUUAUCAGGGCCUAAACAGCCCUUCUAAUUCUGAACGCCAGAGUAGGGGUUUCUAGAAGCCAGGAGACAAGGAUGGGGAGGGAAACCCCCAGGCCGAACUCUGAUUCCCUACCCUAUGAGAUAGGAGGAGCCAGCCUGGCCUGUCUGCCUCAGCCUGUUUUAAAAGUCCUGCCAAGGGAGAGCUGCCCGUGGUGGCC
Messenger RNA from Tupaia belangeri chinensis (Chinese tree shrew), 4839 nucleotides. It is a transcript of the gene BMF, whose product is annotated as Bcl2 modifying factor. Lineage: Eukaryota; Metazoa; Chordata; Mammalia; Scandentia; Tupaiidae. Gene Ontology annotation, biological process: apoptotic process; positive regulation of apoptotic process; negative regulation of autophagy. The record is from RefSeq and is a predicted model, not a curated record. Gene Ontology annotation, cellular component: myosin complex. Bases 1381 to 2160 code for a protein of 259 amino acids. The transcript has 5 exons.